Solea solea (common sole) is the source of this 1234-nucleotide messenger RNA. Its product is annotated as DEP domain-containing mTOR-interacting protein. Lineage: Eukaryota; Metazoa; Chordata; Actinopteri; Pleuronectiformes; Soleidae. The coding region runs from base 1 to 1197 and encodes 398 amino acids. Gene Ontology annotation, molecular function: protein binding. The transcript has 9 exons. Gene Ontology annotation, biological process: intracellular signal transduction. The record is from RefSeq and is a predicted model, not a curated record.
AUGGAGAGAACAAGCAGCAUUAGGAGGAAAGCCGUGAUAAGACAACACAAGGCUGAAGUCAUGAUUGCUGGGGAACAACUCAGGUUGAGACUUCAUGAUGCAAAGCUGAUAAAGGACCGACGCUACCACCUGCGCACAUACCCCAACUGCUUUGUAGCACAGGAGCUUAUAGACUGGCUCGUGAGCCAUAAGGAAGCUCCGGACCGAGCAACAGCUGUGUGUCUCAUGCAGCACCUCAUGGACCAUGAGAUUGUUCAUCACGUUUGUGACAAGAGGUCAGUUUUCAAAGAUGCCAAACUGCUGUACCGCUUCCGGAAGGACGACGGCACAGUUCCGUUUAAUAUGGAGGUGAAAAUCUUCAUGCGAGGACAGCGGCUAUAUGAACAUCUCAUAGGGGAUAAGAACUCUAUAAUGCAGCUCAGAGAGGAGCAGGCUGUUUCUUAUCAGCGUGCUUUUCCUGGCUGCCAGUUGAUUGACUGGCUUCUUCAGAAUGGAGAGGCAGAGAGCCGGCGUCAGGGGCUGGGGCUCUGCCGUGCACUGCUGGAGAAUGGCAUUAUUCAUCAUGUGGCAAAUAAGCAUGAUUUCAUCGACAGUGGACUUCUCUAUCAGUUCUGCAUCAAUUUCCGCCGCAGACGCCGCCUGUCUGAGCUCUUAAAUGAGAGUAAGCAGGACAAUGAUGGAGGUGUGGCUCAUGAAGACAACCACUCUGAUAGUCCAUCUGUUGAGUGCAGACACCUCACCACCAACAGUGCUUUUCACUCUGUGGGGUCAAGUAAAGACCUGAAACAAGUCACCAGUGGACGUCGAGGCAGCCUGAAUUCCCUUCAGCUUCACUCUGCUGCAUUUCCACCCCUUGUGUCCUCCACCUCUGUGACGAGAUGCAAUCCUAAAUCAGUCCUUCGAGGAACUGUUACAUGUGAAAAGUUACUGGCACCCGGUGCACCCUUCAUCAAGAAAGUAUUAACGGUGUUAGGAGACACUCUGGGUUGGGGUUUUGUUGUCAGAGGCAGUUCUCCCUGUUAUGUGCAAGCUGUUGACCCUGGAAGCCCUGCAGCAGCUGCUGGUGUUAAGGUACGGCAGUUUGUGUGCCAUUUGAAUGGACAGUGUGUUCUCUACCUGGACUACAGAACCCUCAACAGGCUGGUGAUGACCGGACCUCGCACUGUUGUACUGGAAGUGAUGGAGCCACUGGAAUGACGACAAGUUUUAAUGUCAGCUUCUUAUUUUUGGACAC